Antechinus flavipes (yellow-footed antechinus) is the source of this 939-nucleotide messenger RNA. RefSeq names its product tryptase-2-like. The record is from RefSeq and is a predicted model, not a curated record. The transcript is spliced from 5 exons. Gene Ontology annotation, biological process: proteolysis. NCBI's taxonomy places the organism in Eukaryota, Metazoa, Chordata, Mammalia, Dasyuromorphia, Dasyuridae. Gene Ontology annotation, molecular function: serine-type endopeptidase activity.
AUGCAGAGUCUUCCUACCCAAGAGCUCGAUCCUCCCUAUACUCUCCUUGCAGGUACUAAAGAGUCUGAACUGAAUAAAGUCUGUGGACAAACUGUGAAAGGAAUCUUUGCUGGCCAGGAGACCAACCUCAAACAGUGGCCGUGGCAGGCGAGCCUGCAGUAUAAGUCUUAUCACUGGUGCGGGGCCACCCUCAUCCAUUCCAGCUGGGUGAUGACAGCUGCUCAUUGCUUCCAGAACCAGGCACACGAUCCCAGUGUUUGGAGGAUUCAACUGGGCUCACACAUAAUUAGGCCACCCAAAUUAAGUGUUGGCCAGCUAUAUUUCCGACGGGUGUCAAAAAUCAUUGUGCACCCCUUGUACUUUGGGUGGCCCCCCAAGGACAUUGCCCUGGCCAAGCUGGAGAUACCAAUCCGCUUCCAGAGGAACAUCCUUCCUAUCUGUCUCCCAACUUCCAUGAAAAAUUUUGAAAAUGUGUCCAUGUGCUGGGUGACAGGUUGGGGAAGAAUAAAAGAAUAUGAAUACCUAAGGAAACCCUGGCACCUCCAAGAGGCAGAACUGCCUCUCAUCGAUCAGAAGACCUGUGACCGGUACUAUCACAUAGGAACAAAUCUUCCCCUUUUUAUAACCAGGAUAUAUGAUGAUAUGCUGUGUGCUGGCUUUGUCCAGGGACAGAAGGACGGCUGCCAGGGAGACUCCGGAGGUCCCUUGGCAUGUAUGGUCAAUGGUAUUUGGCAUCAAGCAGGUAUUGUGAGCUGGGGAGACGGCUGCGGACAACCCUACCGGCCUAGUGUCUUCACCAAUGUCAGUGUGCACACUGGCUGGAUCUUAGAAAUAAUUAACUCGAGCACCGUUAGCAUAAUACCCUCUAAGUUUUUCCUCCUCAUCUCUCUACAACUGUCCCAGGCCUCCCUGAGCCCAUUUCCCUUGUGACCUGCUUAA